Molecule: messenger RNA, 546 nt
Organism: Entrophospora sp. SA101
Lineage: Eukaryota; Fungi; Glomeromycota; Glomeromycetes; Entrophosporales; Entrophosporaceae
Source: the annotation of a GenBank genome assembly
AUGAUUGCCAAAGAAUAUGAAUCUACAAAAAAGACACUUAUUGAUAAGCUUAACCUUCAAGAUAAUGUUUUUAUUUUUAUUUUAUUAUCAAUAUGUCCACUGAGUGAAGAAAUUGAUCUUGAGACUGUGUCUAAAGAUGUUAAAAAUGCUGCUUUAAUAUGCAAGAACAAUUUUUGUGACUUUUACAGUUUUACUUAUGCUACACAAGCUCAAUUUGCAGCAGAACAGGAAAAAGUUAAUGUUAAUACAGCUAAAUUUUGGGAAUUAAGAUUAAUAAAUGGAGUUGAUGAAAUUUUAGCAAAUGAUAUUGUUGAAAAACGUAAAAGAGAUUAUUUUGUUGAUGAAGAUGAUUUAUCAUUAUCAAAUAGUUCAGAAGAACCUCAACUUGAUGAAGAACAAAAAAAAUGGUUAUCAGAAUUAACUGUCGAUAUUGUAACAGGAGUUUUAUUCAGUGGUAGACCAGUUACUACAAUGUCACAACCUUUGGCUGUUUAUUUGAACAAAAUUGGUGAUGUGGCAAUCGCUAAUAAAACGAUCUUGGAUUAG